Molecule: messenger RNA, 390 nt
Organism: Pseudogymnoascus verrucosus
Lineage: Eukaryota; Fungi; Ascomycota; Leotiomycetes; Thelebolales; Thelebolaceae
Exons: 1
Coding region: 1-390 (129 amino acids)
Source: RefSeq, a predicted model, not a curated record
AUGGAUCACGGAAACGAAACUCAUCAAAUGCUAGGGUGCCAUCCGUCUGAGUUUAUAAAGUUUGUAAUAGAGGAACGCCCUAAGAUCCUCUGGAGACAUUUGGUGAAGGAGGACGGCUAUAUUGAUGACGACGACAACUAUAAUAAGGAGUUCGCAGAAGGUGUUUUGCUGCGGCGGGAACGUUUCAUGGGAGAUGAUGAGAGUGGAAAGCAGAUUGUGAAGGAAGCACGGGAGAUCUACUAUGGGGAGAAUACGUUCAGCGUGGAGUCUCACUGCCUUCGUGUGUUUCUUAUACGCGAUACUCGGGCGGAUGGAAAGCCCAUGGCGGUAGAGCCAUUUGUGAGCGGCCUCCUCCUGUGUGCGGACAGUCGCCAUAUAAAGCACGGAUAA